AUGACUCUACAAGGAGGCUUCAAUGGAGCCUGGAUUGGCUGCCACAGAGGUGUGUGCUGCUGGCUGUUGCCGCUGGCUUGUUAUUUCUUAAUCUCCUCUGCAGCAAAACCCAAAAUGCCAGGUCACACGCACCUCAAUUCAAUACGCAUCGAUGGCGAUAUAUCUCUGGGCGGGCUGUUCCCCGUGCACGCGAGGGGGAACGAUGGGAAAGCCUGUGGGGAGCUGAAGAAGGAGAAAGGGAUCCAUAGGCUAGAGGCCAUGUUAUUUGCCCUGGAUCGUAUCAAUAAUGACAAUGAGCUGCUGCCUAAUAUCACACUGGGGGCGCGGAUCCUGGACACCUGCUCCCGGGACACACAUGCUCUGGAGCAGUCGCUGACAUUUGUUCAGGCGCUGAUUGAGAAAGACUCAACCGAUGUCAAGUGUCUCAGUGGAGGUCCGCCCAUCAUCACUAAGCCGGAGAGAGUAGUGGGAGUGAUCGGUGCAUCUGCCAGCUCCGUGUCAAUCAUGGUAGCCAACAUCCUGCGCCUCUUCAAGAUUCCUCAGGUGAGCUAUGCCUCCACAGCUCCUGAGCUGAGUGAUAAUACCCGUUACGACUUCUUUUCCCGGGUGGUGCCCCCAGACACAUACCAGGCCCAGGCUAUGGUGGAUAUCGUCAAAGCCAUGCGCUGGAACUACGUCUCCACUGUCGCCUCUGAGGGGAACUAUGGAGAGAGCGGUGUUGAUGCUUUUAUUCAAAGGUCUCGAGAGGAUGGUGGUCUGUGCAUUUCCCAGUCGGUGAAAAUACCCCGUGAACCAAAACCUGGAGAGUUUGACAAGAUUAUUCGCAGGCUAAGUGAGAACCCAAACGCCCGGGUGGUCAUUAUCUUUGCCAACGAGGACGACAUCAGGCGACUUCUGCAAGCAGCUAAGAAGGCAAACCAAACAGGACAUUUCAUCUGGGUGGGUUCAGACAGCUGGGGCUCCAAAAUCUCCCCGAUACUGAACCAGGAGGAGAUGGCGGAGGGUGCUGUUACCAUCCUGCCCAAGAGACAAUCAAUCAAAGGUUUUGAUCGCUACUUCAUCAGCCGGACGCUGGAGAACAACAGGAGGAAUAUCUGGUUUGCAGAGUUCUGGGAGAAUAAUUUUCAAUGCAAGCUCAGCCGACACGCCGUGAAGAAAGGAUCCGGCAUCAAAAAAUGCACAAAUCACGAGCGGAUCGGGAAAGACUCCUCCUACGAACAAGAAGGGAAGGUUCAGUUUGUGAUAGAUGCGGUUUACGCCAUGGCUCAUGCUCUGCACAACAUGCACAAAGAUCUGUGUCCAGGAAAGGUCGGUCUCUGCUCCAAGAUGGACACCAUCAACGGCACACAGCUGCUCAAGUACAUCCGCAAUGUCAACUUCACAGGAAUUGCUGGCACCCCAGUGGUCUUCAACGUGAACGGAGACGCUCCUGGUCGCUAUGAAAUCUACCAAUACCAAAUCACAAGCAACUCCACAGAGUACAAGAUCAUCGGUCACUGGACAGAUCAGCUCUACUUAGACACAAAUGAGAUGCAGUGGCCUGGUGGAACACAAGAAGUCCCCUCCUCGAUAUGCAGCCAACCCUGUCGUCCUGGGCAGCGGAAGAAGACAGUGAAGGGAAUCCCUUGUUGUUGGCACUGUGAGAACUGCGACGGCUACCAGUAUCAGGCAGACACUUACACCUGCAAGAUGUGCCGCUUUGACUUGCGGCCUAAUGAGAACCACACUGGCUGUGAUCCCAUCCCCAUUGUCAAGCUGGAGUGGAGCUCUCCCUGGGCGGUCAUCCCUGUUCUAAUCGCUGUGCUGGGCAUCAUGGCCACUUUGUUUGUGGUCGUCACCUUUGUACGCUACAAUGACACUCCCAUUGUUAAGGCAUCAGGUCGAGAGCUGAGCUACGUGCUGCUGACCGGGAUCUUUCUGUGCUAUGCUACAACAUUCCUUAUGAUCUCUGCCCCUGAUGUGGUUAUCUGCUCCCUGCGGAGGAUUUUCUUGGGCCUGGGUAUGAGUAUAAGCUAUGCAGCGCUGCUCACCAAGACGAAUCGGAUCUACAGGAUUUUUGAGCAAGGAAAGAUGUCGGUCAGUGCCCCUCGUUUCAUCUCCCCAGCCUCACAGUUAGUCAUCACCUUCAGCCUGAUAUCAGUGCAGCUCCUCGGGGUGUGCAUCUGGUUUGGUGUCGACCCAUCUCAAGCCAUUAUCGACUAUGAAGACCAGCGUACAGCCGAUCCUAAAAUGGCCCGUGGCGUUCUGAAGUGUGAUAUUUCAGACCUGUCUCUCAUCUGUCUGCUGGGAUACAGCAUGCUGCUGAUGGUUACCUGCACAGUCUACGCCAUCAAGACCAGAGGGGUUCCGGAGACGUUCAACGAGGCCAAGCCAAUCGGCUUCACCAUGUACACCACCUGCAUUGUGUGGCUCGCAUUCAUACCCAUCUUCUUUGGUACUUCACAAUCAGCAGAAAAGAUGUACAUCCAGACCACAACCCUGACCAUCUCUGUAAGCCUCAGUGCAUCAGUCUCCCUGGGAAUGCUCUACAUGCCUAAGGUCUACGUGGUCCUCUUCCAUCCGGAGCAGAACGUACCCAAGCGCAAGCGCAGCCUGAAGGCUGUGGUCACCGCAGCCACCAUGUCCAACAAGUUUAACCCCAAAGGAGGCCUGAGGCCAAACGGAGAGGCCAAGUCUGAACUCUGUGAAAGUCUGGAAACACAAGCGUUGGCCUCCAAGCAGACAUACAUAAGCUACAGUAACCACGCCAUCUGAGACAGAGACAAACUAUGGAAGCGGAGCGACGGCCUGCCUGAGGAGAACUCACCUGAUUCCGGGGAAUACUGGGGAAACACUGGAGGACUUUGAAGCAGCUACAGCAAAAAUGACUGGGGUGGAAAGAUGGGAAUUUGUCA
Messenger RNA from Cheilinus undulatus (humphead wrasse), 2894 nucleotides. RefSeq names its product metabotropic glutamate receptor 4-like. The coding region runs from base 1 to 2754 and encodes 917 amino acids. Lineage: Eukaryota; Metazoa; Chordata; Actinopteri; Labriformes; Labridae. Gene Ontology annotation, molecular function: adenylate cyclase inhibiting G protein-coupled glutamate receptor activity. The transcript is spliced from 10 exons. Gene Ontology annotation, biological process: G protein-coupled glutamate receptor signaling pathway; regulation of synaptic transmission, glutamatergic. The record is from RefSeq and is a predicted model, not a curated record. Gene Ontology annotation, cellular component: membrane.